Molecule: messenger RNA, 3084 nt
Organism: Scomber scombrus (Atlantic mackerel)
Lineage: Eukaryota; Metazoa; Chordata; Actinopteri; Scombriformes; Scombridae
Gene: gjb8
Product: gap junction protein beta 8
Exons: 1
Coding region: 1-807 (268 amino acids)
Biological process (GO): cell communication
Cellular component (GO): connexin complex
Source: RefSeq, a predicted model, not a curated record
AUGUCUUGGGGGGCACUCUAUGCCCAGCUGGGCGGUGUCAACAAACACUCCACCAGUCUAGGAAAGAUUUGGCUCUCCGUCCUUUUCAUCUUUCGCAUCACCAUACUGGUUCUGGCUGCUGAGAGCGUCUGGGGCGAUGAGCAGUCAGACUUCACGUGCAACACUCAACAGCCCGGCUGCAAGAACGUUUGCUAUGACCACUUCUUCCCGGUGUCACAUAUCCGUUUGUGGUGCUUGCAACUGAUCUUUGUAUCCACCCCAGCCCUCCUUGUGGCCAUGCACGUUGCCUACAGGAAACGUGGAGACAAGAGGACCAUGCUGGCUUCCAACGGCACAGAGAAAACGUCAGAUACUGACCUGGAGAUAUUGAAGAAGAGGCGUCUGCCGAUCACAGGCCCGUUGUGGUGGACAUACACCUGCAGCUUGUUCUUUAGGCUCAUCUUUGAGGGCGGUUUCAUGUAUGCACUGUACUUCGUUUACGACGGCUUCCAGAUGCCCCGGCUGGUGAAGUGCGAGCAGUGGCCUUGUCCCAACAAGGUGGACUGCUUCAUCUCCAGGCCAACGGAGAAGACCGUCUUCACCAUCUUCAUGGUAUCCUCAUCGAUCAUCUGCAUGGUGCUCAACGUGGCCGAGCUGUGCUACCUCGUCGUCAAGGCUCUCCUGAGGUGCUCGACCCGUAACCAGAGGAAACACCAAUACAGCAACAGGGACAGUGUGACUAGGGAUAAUUCCCUUAUGCAGAACAAGAAGAACGAGAUGCUGCUGUCUUCUUCUACAGAUUCAUCAAGCAACAAGACCAUGUGUUGAACGAUAGGCCUAUAGUGGUCCAGUAGCGCCAGAGAAGGAGGAAAGCGUAAACUGUAAAUCCAACCACACAUGGUCAUAGUUUGUGUGUAUACAGUUUGGCAAUUAGGCUCUUAACCCAAGCAUCCACCUGAAAUAGUCUCAAGGCAAGAUGAAAGAGAUUCUGAGACUAUGGGAACUUGGAAUUACCAUAAAAGUAAAUAGUUUGGCUUCUGUAGUUGGAACGAUCUGCCUUUCACAUCCAUUUCUAGGGAAAUCACUUUAUAAUAUGCAUAUUUGACUUAUGAGGAAGGUGGAAGGAAGGAAUGAAUGAAUGUUUUCUUACAUACGGCCUUAAAUUUGCCACUAAAGGCAAUAAAACAUUCUUUGGUUAUGCAAAAAAAAUCCAAAGUUAUGAAUCAUACAGCAAUAUAAUUAUAAAUCUAGUUGAAUUCACACCAGUGAGUGUGAAUUUGAGAGCCUUUGUAUUCCCUAAAAAUGCCUUCAGGUAGAACAGAACAUUUUUCAUACACGAUAGCAUCUUUAAACCACAAGUAUCACAAGUGCCACCUUACUUUUUUCAUACUGUGGAUGAUUGAUAGACAUUGAAGGAGCUUUUUUUUUUUCUUAAUUUAUUGAUUCUAGUUCGAAGUUGCUUGAAUGUGUAGUUCAUUGCACGAGUGCCUGGAGAAGAGUUAGUCUACACUGACAUCUAGUGGUUCACAGCGGAACCCCCUUUAGAGCACAAACUCCUUCCUAAAAGCUAGGAGGAUUUAUUUCAAGUCGAAGAGAAGGAAGAAGAACAAAUGAAGUCAUGAAAGUUGAAGGAUAAAAGAGGUCCGGCUGCCUUUGAGAUUAUGUUUUAGUGUUUAGUUUACAAUAGCUGGCAUUUUUUUAUUUUAAUAUGUGGUUGAAGCGGCUAUGAGUUGUUUUUUAUUUAACAUAUCUGUAUUGAAUUGUGUGACUGUAGCAAGUUAUUAAGUUCUAAAAAUCAUUACAACUUUCUAUAAAUAAUGCUAGAAUAAUGUUUUUUAUGUGUUUUAUCAGCCUAUUAUUGAGAAUUGGAUUGCACAGAACAAGAUUUUACUGAUAAUUAAUAUAUAACAAAAAAAAAACGUACCUAGCUACUACACUGCAGUAGUUUAUUAGUUGAGAUUCAAUUAAAUCAGAUUGUCUUUUGUCUUUUACAUGAACUGAUUUUGAAGUGUUCCAUUAAUCUAGACACAUCUAAAAACAGUGAGGUGUUACACAUAAUCUGCAAAUUAAGCUGUCACUGAAUAUGUUGUUGAACAUCUGUCAGGCUUGUAGUGUGUAACAGAUAUGAAUGAAAGGGUGUAGUGUGUUUUAACAAUGUGUUUUCUGGUAUGUCAUUUUGAAUUUUUGUAACAUUUGUGUUGUGCCUCUUGAUGCUUUUAGCUCACUCCCCCAGUAUCUACAAGCUGUCCUGUUUCAGUUCUGCCCCGCUCCUGUGUUAUUUUGACUUGUGUUGUUGUGGUGUGUGCUGACCCCAGCUGGCUGUAUCAGCUUUCAGCAUGUGCCUUAUUUUAGCCACCGCACUAAUCACAGCUCGCCCUCUUAAUGUGAGGGAACCACGGCCCCGAUCUCUUUGUUCUGCCUCCAUCCAGGAAUAGCUGAGCUGGAUUAGUCUCAUCUGUGUUCUCUUCCAAAAAAAAAAAAAGUCACCUUUUGUGAACAGAGAGCGGAGAUUCGGUCGGCUGGAACAUGUUAGAAAAAGACGGAUGUGAGACAAGUCGGAAAAAAAAUCAAUUAGAUGUAUAUCGGUUCCUACAUGUAUAAAGAGAAAAAUCUGGAUGAGUUGUAUGUUUUUCAUUAUGGAACUGAUGCCAAUGAUGAAGUUAUGUGACUGAAGUGUAACAUUGGCAUGUUUCAGGGGGUGAAAAAGGUUUCUGACCAAAGAGGAAGAAACAUGCAUUAUCACAGAGCACAAGCACUCUAAAGUUGUCUGUAUGAAGAUUUGAGCAAAAAUGUAGAUUUUCUUUGAAAUAUUUGUCUUGCAAUGCAAUUCUUCUCCUUUGGCCUUUGACCUCUUACUUUCUGUAACAGCAAAAUGACAUUUUGAUACUAAACUUGUGAUAGCGCCGUUUGUGUUAUAAUGAACAUUGUUUUUAAGGGACGAGCCUGAUCUUUCCAGUCCUGAGUUGUAACAUUUGAUGGUUAGCAGCCUGCUUCUAACAGCAGACAACAGAUGGACACACAGCUUCCUAAGCAAAAAAAAAAAAGUAAUUCUAUGUUUGUGAUGAUUGUGUUUUUGUAUUUGAGAUGUUUUUACUACAUUCACAC